Drosophila mauritiana is the source of this 751-nucleotide messenger RNA. RefSeq names its product UPF0545 protein C22orf39 homolog. Lineage: Eukaryota; Metazoa; Arthropoda; Insecta; Diptera; Drosophilidae. Bases 60 to 533 code for a protein of 157 amino acids. The record is from RefSeq and is a predicted model, not a curated record. The transcript is spliced from 3 exons.
AGCCAGCGGCAUAAACAAAAUCAGCUGUGCGGGCGAAUGAUUGAUUUUAUGUAAUUGAAAUGGCCACAAAAUCGGAUAAUGCUGACUCAAAAUCGGACAAAUCCAAGGAAUCACUGAAUGACGCAUGGGCAAUCCGACCCUGUCAUCUGUACAAGGAGGAGUACGACGACUGCACGAGCUUUAAGGCGCGCUUCCACCAGUACUUUAUAUUUGGCAAGGACACAGAUUGCUCCCAAUGGCUAACUGAUUACCGGAACUGCGAACGAUAUCAGCAGUCCAACGGCAACGAUGUGGCUGCCGGCAAAGCGGUGAUCAAAAGCGAGGAGGAGCGCCGCAAGAUCCGCCUGCGCGCCCACUUCGCUAACGACACUUGGCAGAAGCGUAAGGAGCCACCGCUGGAUUGGGCUGCACCUCUGCCGGACUGGAUGGAGAAGCGAAACGAGAAUACCUAUCUUGAGGUUAAGCAAAAAGAGCUCUCUGGACAGGCGGCGCCGCAAGGAGAGGAACGCUCGCUGUGCACGAUCAUGAUAUAAGGUUCUUCGCAAUGGUUUCGAAUAAUCGGCGGUCUGGCAGCGCUCGUGUCAGCUGUAUUUGUUUCUGGCAGUGCUGCUACAUUUAGCUAAAUAUACGUAAAUUUGCCGACAUAACUAUCUUAAACGCCUUUAAAGUUUUAGGCUUCAUUAAACACGUAAAGAAAAAACUCAUUUGCUGUCAAAAAGUCUAGGUGCUCGUAUUACGAAUCACACAAUUU